Seriola aureovittata is the source of this 5614-nucleotide messenger RNA. It is a transcript of the gene arhgef3, whose product is annotated as Rho guanine nucleotide exchange factor (GEF) 3. Lineage: Eukaryota; Metazoa; Chordata; Actinopteri; Carangiformes; Carangidae. Gene Ontology annotation, molecular function: guanyl-nucleotide exchange factor activity. The record is from RefSeq and is a predicted model, not a curated record. The transcript is spliced from 11 exons. Gene Ontology annotation, biological process: positive regulation of Rho protein signal transduction; intracellular signal transduction. Bases 464 to 2557 code for a protein of 697 amino acids.
CCUGAGGGUCUGUAGAGCCACUCAGACUGUGACCUGAUGAGGUGGAGAAGGGAGGAAGGCAGCGGACAGAAGAAGUGAGAAAAGAGAGAGGAGAGAAAGGAGCUUCUAAAAGUCUGACUGAGGAGGAGAAGAAGAAGCAGCUCUCGGAGUAGCACUGGAGGAGAGAAACUGGAGGAAGGAGAGACGAGAAAAGGAAACAAGACGGACGGAGAAAGAGGAAAAUAGCAAUGUGACUGUGAAGGAGGUGAUUCAGAGGAGGAGAGAGAAAUCAGGCAACAAAAGGAGGAGAAUUACGAAGUGACUGCAGAUGCCGACUUGCACGUGAGGAGGAGAAAAAGAAAGGAGAGCUGAUGUGACUGUGGGGUUUAAAACAGGGCGACCUGGGGGAAGAGGAGCAGCAGAUGUUUGCAGAGAGAGUCAACUGAAACGCUCCAGCUGUGAUUGAGAAGCAGAUCAGGUCCUGAUGAUGGGCUGCUGUCUGUUUGUUUACUAUCGGAAGAAGAGGAAGCAGGCAAGCAGAGAUGCAGACUCCCUCAGUCUCUGCAGUCUGGACAUCAACGAGCCCAGCACCAAGCGCAGUAAACCUGCAUCCAGGGUGACGUCUCUGGCCAGCCUGCUGCCGCCCGUCAAGACCGCACCGCUGAAGAGGAUCGGUCAGACGCUGCAGCGCUCCAUCAGUUUUCGUUAUGAGAGUCGGACGGAGAGAGUCGCUCCUCCUCCUCCUCCUCCUCCCUCCUCUUCGACGAUGAAGACGCGUGUUAUCUCAGCGACUGUCUCCAACCCUUCCUCCUCCAUGACAGCGACACGGGGUUCCAUGGCAACAGCCCCAGCCGCCAAGCGCCGGGACAGCAAGCUUUGGAGCGAGACGUUUGACGUCCGACUCGGGGCGACACAACCUCUGAGUCCAAAAGAGAUAAAACGACAAGAGGCGAUAUUUGAGUUGGCUCAGGGCGAGCAAGACUUGGUGGAGGAUCUCAAGUUGGCUAAGAAGGCCUACCAUGACCCGAUGCUGAAGCUGUCAAUCAUGACUGAGCAGGAACUCAACCAGAUCUUUGGUACUCUGGACUCGCUGAUACCCCUGCAUGAAGACCUGCUGAGUCGCCUCAGAGACGCCAGAAAACCUGACGGGUCAACAGAGCAUGUGGGACACAUCCUGACUGACUGGCUGCCCUGUCUGUCCUCCUACACCCCGUACUGCAGUAACCAGGUGAAGGCCAAGGCCUUGUUGGACCAGAAGAAGCAGGACCGGCGGGUCCAGGACUUCUUGCAGCGCUGUCUCCAGUCGCCCUUCAGCAGGAAGUUGGACCUGUGGAACUUCCUGGACAUUCCCCGCAGCCGACUGGUGAAAUACCCACUGCUGCUCAGGGAGAUCCUGAAGCACACACCCAACGACCACCCGGACCGGCAGCACCUGGACGAGGCGAUGCUGAUGGUUCAGAGUGUGGUGGCCGACAUCAACAGGCGGACGGGGGAGUCAGAGUGUCAGUACUACAAAGACCGUCUGUUGUACAUGGAGGACGGACAGAGGGACGAACUCAUCGACCAGUCCAGGACCCUCAGCUGCCACGGAGAACUGAAGAACAACCGAGGACUCAAGCUCCAUGUCUUUCUGUUCCAGGACGUCCUGGUCAUCACCAGGUCGGUCUCGCUGAACGACCAGCCAGUCAGCUAUCAGCUCUGCCGCCAGCCAAUACCCAUCCGGCAGCUGGAACUGGAGGACCUAUCAGAUGGAGAGAUGAGAGUGGGCGGGUCCAUCAGAGGGGCCUUCAGCAACAACGAGCGCACAAAGAACUUCUUCCGGGUUUCGCACCGUAGCGGAGGUCAGCUGCAGAGCCACUUCUUCCAGGCCAGCGACGCCUUCAACAAACAACAAUGGAUAAACUGCAUCAGACAAGCCAAGGAAGCCGCAGCACUGACUGGAGACCUGCCAACGCUGACAGGACCGUGUCUGGAGAAAGAGCUGGGUGGACAGAAAGGGACACUUGAUGGGACAGCACUGAGUUCGCGAAGUGAUUCAGGGAUUGAAGAUGAGAAAGGGAUGUGGGGGGAGAUGGAGACAGGGCUGUGUUUGGAAGGACAGGAGGGUCUGAGUGGAGGUCAAGAUCUAAGUUCAGGUAAAGAGGCUGAGGUGGGUUUGACUCAGGAGACAAUGCCAGGUAGGGAGAUGGAGACAGGUUUGGCUGUGGAUGGUGGGACAGGUUUUGAAUUACAUGGAGAAACAGGGAUGGACAGUCAGACGAGGGCGACAAUCAGUGGGACAGAGACAGGGGAGAUGGAGACAGGGCAGGGUCUCUGUGACGAGAUGGGGGCAGAGCUGGGAGCCGGAGCAGGCUGGAAGAUGGAUGGAGAAGGAGGAGGAGGAGGAGGAGGAGUAGAAAGAGAGACUCUCAGCAGAGGUGGUAACGAUGUUCCGACCUCCCCCCUCUCCCCUGCUUCUCCCACUCAAGAGGAGGAGGUGAUAGAGGGGGGGUGGAGAGGCGCUAAGGAGGAGGAGGGCUGCAUGGACACUAAUGAUGUUGACUUACUGGAGGGUGAGGAUCUGUCCCUUAGGUGCUGAUACUAGGACCAAACAAAAAAAAAGGACUGACACUGCAUCCAAUCAAAGAAGGGAUGAUGAUGAUGAUGAUGAUGAAGAUGUCACUUACAACAAUCACUUGAACUUGUUAAGAAACAUUAAACAGUGUGUUCUAGAACACUGUAACUGCUGUAUCCUGACUGCUGGUAACCACGGUAACCACUGCGUUCUAGAAUGCCACAACAACCAUCACCCCUACACUCUGGAACACUGGCCCCAUGUAGCUGUACUAACGGCAUGGAUGCUAUUAAGAGAACUGGACACCAAUGGUGCCCCAUUCAUUCCAAUGAAAGUUAUUCAGCAUGAACAUACUGCAAAAAAAACUUUUUUCGGGCUUCCUCAGGCUUUCCUCUGCAACUUCCACAUUUUGGAGUUUUGUGAUGCUCAGCAAAAUGUAUUUAUGGUUUUACUGCCUUUUGAAAUGAUGUAUUUGUAUGGGGCAAAUUAUUUGUGGGCCAGUGGCUGUCACAUGACCUGCAGUUCCAACUGCGGCCACAAUGCCAAAAGUCACCUCACAGCCCAACACUAUUUUUCGGAGCUUGAGCUUUACUCAUGUUACCGUGACUACUGCUGUAUCCCACAUCCCACACACCAUGUUACACUUCACCAGAUUAGAGGGUGCAAGAGUGAAACUAUUUCCUGGCUUGUUUUAUUCUAGUUUACUUUAUCCUGAAUUUAUUUCUUCAUAGUUAACAUUUGCUCACUUACUUAUAUUUUGCACUAGACCAGCUUUUGGACAAACUCUGUGUUGCUGCCUAUAGUCUUCACUUUUGCAUUUGGACUGUUAAAGUUUCCCAGUGGAGUUUGUGUCACUACUGGCAUUAAGAACAGGAGCCCUAUACUAACAUGCACACAAAGAUGUACAUGUAUAUGCAGGUGCUCACCUAUUACGCAAUACACCUUCACACUAAUGGUUUCAAGCUGUUGGCACUAAUAGCUAGUGACAGUAACAAUGCCCAGGAAGAGGAAAGAAAUGUAUUCAACACAUUUGUUAGACCUCAAUAAUAACCAGAAGGUGUUUAGGUGAGAAACAAGAUAACUUGUUUGUUUACAUAAAGACUCCACUGGGCACCUUUAAAGAAACACUGCCAAUAGUUUUUAAAGUAACGAGCAGAAAAGACACACCCCAUAUAAACUUCUGCUAUGUGCUAAUUCAACACUAAUAUUUUCAGAAAAACCUCUACCAUAGAUCUGCUGAUGUCAGCAUCAUCCUCAGCUAAUACAUGCAAAAGGUAAAGCCGAUCACAAAAGUCAUAUUCAACUCAACAGCUUUUUGCAUUUAAAACACUAUGAGUGAAUUAUAAUGAAUCGUGUGUAGCUAACUACCACUAAACGCUAACUUACCAUCUCUGUUGUAGAGAUUUGGCAAAUACAAAGAGGCAGAAAAAGAGCGGCAUUAGUCGUGGUAAGGAACGCUUACCUUCCAUAGCUUUCAAAGAAUAAUUACAAAUAAUCAAACUUGUAUCUCCAAUUAUAGGGAUUUUUAUUUCCAUCAGUUAAUCAGAUGAAAGAUUAUUCCAAAUUUCUUGUUCUGUUUCUAAAACUCUGUUCAUCAUGUCUUAUAAUCACUUGUAAUGUCUGGAAACACUGGAGAAGACAGAGCCAGUUCUCAUGGCACAUCAAAGUAACAAGUUACUCAUUAUUAGCUGAUCUAUGAGUCUAAAUUUGCAACCAUUUGUAAAUGUGAAUGUUCUCCUAUGAAUAAUGUUCAUGUGUAGGUGCUCUCCAGCAGAAAAUACAUUUUAAGUGAAAAGUGAUGCAGGUCCAGGUUGCAAUGAUUACAGUACGUGUGAUAGCGAUGCUCAGUGAAUUUCAGUGUAGGGGGGAGUGAAGUAAGGGUGUUGUAGGUUGUAUAGGCUUUUGCCCUUUACACGGCAUUAAGUCCCAUCUCUGACCGUGACUAUUUUAUCAAACCACGACCAUGAUGUUUCUGUAAAAGAGCUUUAAUUGCCUAAUGCCUCAAACAUGCAUUAAAUAUUUUUGAUAUUAUAUUGAUGUGAAAGAGUGUAAGUGUUUAGGAUUUUGGACCCACUGACCUUUUUAGCCUCUUUUAGUUCCUAGAUUUGUUUUACAGCUAAUUUUUUCAUAGUUCAGUUUUUGUGUUUCCAGCUGCAGCAGGCGGCGUUUUUCCACACACUCACUGUAAACUACCUGACCAGCACCAAAUGACAGACAGGCAACAGAUGGACACAAACGGGACUCCAGUGGGAUGAUCGUAUUGCUGUGUGUGCUGAUACAUGCAAGUUUAUCAGUCGUCUGUUAGUGAUAGCAGCAUGAUCAAGUGAGCUGGUGUUGGCUGUGUAUCUGUCAGUUGUUUGAUGUUUCCCCAUGUAGAGGCCAAAAAUUAAUUAAUGCAGUGUUUAAAAGGCAAGGAAGUUAUGCAGGAACACUGCUGAAAAAAAAAAAAAAAAUGUUGGAAAUGAAUAUUUUGCAAGCGUAGACCCUAGAAAUACUCUUAAAGCAAAACCUUAAGCUAUCGGCACAGUAUAACCUUUCCUUGUGAAUGAAUGUAAUUGUAGCACGUAGUCGACUUAAAGUAUUCCAAAUACAUUAAUUGAAUCUUUAGUGGAUUUUCCGUAUUGACCAUCGAUCCCUACCACAAACUUCUAUAAAACUGAAACAGCUGCUGUUACUACGAAGCUGCUGCAGCUUGGUGGCAAUCAGAGUCCUGAGGGAGGAGCCUGUUGUGUAUGUACUGUAUGUAAAGAAUGUAUAUGAAGUCUGUCUGUAUAUGAAUGUAGGAACAAAGCCAAGCAUGUCUGUUUGUUAUAUAUGUCCUUACACAUAACACAUGAAAUAUGACUUACAAUGUCUGGACAAUCAGUUUGAUAUUAUAAAUGACCACUGUCAGGAUAGUUGUGAUGGUGAUGAGGGUGGAUGAAGUUUACCACAGUGGUUAAGUUACCAGACAACUACCAAACUUUUAAAAGCAGGUUAUUUACACAUCUCAGAGAGGACUAAAGAUACACAGACAAUACUUGUGCACUAAUGUGUGGAUUGUCACAAGACCAAAGCAUCAAUAAAUUGUUUUAAAAAGAA